Molecule: messenger RNA, 4624 nt
Organism: Peromyscus californicus insignis
Lineage: Eukaryota; Metazoa; Chordata; Mammalia; Rodentia; Cricetidae
Product: mitochondrial dynamics protein MID51
Exons: 5
Coding region: 122-1513 (463 amino acids)
Biological process (GO): positive regulation of mitochondrial fission; mitochondrion organization
Cellular component (GO): mitochondrial outer membrane
Source: RefSeq, a predicted model, not a curated record
UUAGGAGCCUCUCUUUUCCCUCCUACCCUGAUUCCAAGAAGAGGACACAGGUGCCUUCAGUAGAGACUCCUGGCUCCCCCCACCCCACCUCACAGAUGCUUUAGGAAACCUCAGGUGAGCAAUGGCAGGCGCUGGUGAGCGCAAAGGCAAGAAGGAUGACAAUGGCAUCGGCACAGCCAUUGAUUUUGUGCUUUCCAAUGCCCGGCUGGUGCUGGGUGUUGGUGGAGCAGCCAUGUUGGGCAUCGCUACCCUGGCAGUUAAGCGGAUGUAUGAUCGGGCAAUCAGUGCCCCUACCAGCCCCACCCGCCUGAGCCAUUCAGGGAAGAGGAGCUGGGAAGAGCCAAACUGGAUGGGCUCCCCUCGACUGCUGAACAAGGACAUGAAGACAGGCCUAAGCCGGUCCCUGCAGACUCUUCCCUCAGACUCCGCUGCCUUUGACACAGAUACAUUCUGCCCACCCCGGCCCAAACCGUUGGCCAGGAGGGGCCAGGUAGACUUGAAGAAGUCACGACUCCGCAUGUCCCUGCAGGAGAAACUUCUUUCUUACUACCGGAACCGGGCGGCCAUCCCUGCUGGAGAGCAGGCUCGGGCCAAGCAAGCAGCGGUGGACAUAUGUGCUGAGCUCCGGAGCUUCCUGCGGGCCAAGCUGCCUGACAUGCCACUUCGGGACAUGUACUUGAGUGGCAGCCUCUAUGAUGAUCUGCAGGUGGUGACAGCUGAUCACAUCCAACUCAUUGUCCCCCUUGUGCUGGAGCAGAACCUGUGGUCAUGCAUACCUGGCGAGGACACCAUCAUGAACAUGCCUGGAUUCUUCCUGGUCCGCCGUGAGAACCCAGAGUACUUUCCUCGUGGUAGCAGUUAUUGGGACCGCUGUGUUGUAGGCGGCUACCUCUCCCCAAAGACGGUGGCAGACACAUUUGAGAAGGUAGUGGCAGGCUCUAUCAACUGGCCAGCCAUAGGGUCCCUCUUGGACUGUGUGAUCCGACCAGCACCACCCCCAGGGGCCCUGACACUAGAAGUACAGUAUGAGAAGGACAAACAUCUUGUCAUUGACUUCCUGCCGUCAGUGACCCUUGGUGACACUGUCUUAGUGGCCAGGCCACACCGGUUAGCUCAGUAUGCUAACCUGUGGCGGCUGAGCUUGCGUCCUGCUGAGACGGCACGUUUACGGGCUUUGGACCAGGCCGACUCGGGCUGUCGGUCUCUGUGCCUCAAGAUCCUCAAGGCCGUAUGCAAGUCCACUCCAGCUCUGGGCCACCUCACUGCCAGCCAGCUAACCAAUGUCAUCCUCCACUUGGCCCAGGAGGAGGCUGACUGGUCUCCAGACAUGCUGGCCGACCGUUUCCUGCAGGCUCUGAGGGGACUCAUCAGCUACUUGGAGGCUGGAGUCUUGCCCAGUGCCCUGAACCCCAAGGUGAACCUAUUUGCAGAGCUCACCCCUCAAGAAAUAGACGAAUUGGGAUAUACUCUCUACUGCUCGUUGUCUGAGCCGGAGGCGCUGCUGCAGACGUAGGGCAGGUGAAGGCCGGAGUGGGCAUCGGGUGAUCAGACCCAGAGUCUCCGUUAGAAACACUUGGCUACAUGGUUGCUGCCUCACAGGGUCCCUAGGUGCCUCCUGUUUUGCUGGUCGUUGUCCUGGUCACUUCAUGCUGAUUAGAAUGACAUCCCUUUGGUUUCCCCACCCUUCCCUAUUUUUGUUACCAAACACUGUGCUCCCUACUGCCGCCUUGCUCUAGGCUGAUCUUUCUGGAACGAACAGAGAAGGUGGAGUGCUGGCCUCAGCUGUUGGGUGUCUCUUUUUUUGCCCCAAAUUUCUUGCGUUUCUGUCUUCUCUACAUUCUUCUGCCUUUUGGCCUCUUAUUUGCUCUUCUCUGUCUUUCCCUUUCUUGGUCACACCUGUUUGCUCUGCCCCUGGAGCACGUCUGCCUAAUGAAGAUGUCGCCUGUGGUCUGUACACAAGAGCUGAUUGCAUGUUUUCAAGCUGAGCUCUGCAGAGUAAUGAGACAGUAUUUAGAUUUCCGGGGGGAGGCUGGCAGAGUCUCUGCCCUGGCAAAUCAGCCUUUGACUCUGCUUCCUGGAAAGCAAGCUCUUCCCUUUCCCCUCCCCUCUCCCAAGCAACUCCUGUUUAUUUGUGCUAAGACUUUUUCACCUGGGGAUGGUGCACUGACCCCACAGCCGGAGCCGGAUGCAGUUGUUUUACUGGAGAUUGUGCUGUUUUAUGGCAGCAUGGGGGAGGAGGGGCUCUGUGUUCCCACUGACUGUUUCUGUCUGUGGUCACUAAAGUCACACAGACAGGGAAGGCUGGGGGGCUUCACAGGCAGCACCUCCAAGGAUGCUGGUUUCCUUUAUUGCCAACAGAAGAAGGCCUUGUUUUAGCAGUAGAGGCCAAGGGAGGGCUACAGGAAGCUGAGUGUCAGCUGAAACCCAGUGACCAUGUUUUCUUCUUGACAGGCUCUACCUUUCUUAAAUGUUGCCUUAGAGCAAGAACAUACCCAGGGCCAAUGCCUCUCACCUGACCCCUGUCCUCAGCGAUCUGAGAGAGUGUUUGCUGAGCACUGUAGGUACCUCCACAGGCCAGAGGGCACAUGGACAUGCCAGCCCUCGUCCCUCGCCUGUCUCCUGGGGAGAUUGGUGCUACCUAGGAGGAUAGUACAUAGAUAAGACAUACAGGAAAGAGUUGGGGCUUCCCACAUUGCUGCUAAGAUCCAUAUGUAUGGCCAUGUAAUCGUAUCCUACGGGUUGGGGGAAGGGAGGUGUUUAAUAUGUCAGUGUGUCUUUUUCUUCCGUUCCUGACAAGAGGCUGACAGUAUCUGGUUCUAUUCGCCCGUCUAGCAUUUGUUCUCCAUCAAGUCUUUCUAUUUUACCUGUUACUACCUCUCCAGCAGUGUGAUUCUGCAGCUGUGUUGGCCCUUCCUAAUGAGGGGGAAUGAGUGACUAUAAAUGGCACUGACCCUGGGCAACCCACUUGAAAUUAGGGUAGAGAUAGGUACCUGCCACCCCCCCCCCAUAGGUUAGGAGGUGUGAGCCAGGCUCUAUUUAGUUUUCUGCCUCUUCUCCCGUAUAUAUGUAAAGACUCCUUCAGGAGUUUCUCUUUGAUUUGUGUAAGAUAGUAUGAGAAACUUGAAAAAGAGAAAGCCAAGAACCUUAAGAACCUUCAAUGAAACAUGCCCCUGGCUGUUCAUAAUAAUGAAAUGGGAGUUGAAGACAUGUGUUGCCUAGGUUAGACUGAGUAGGUAUAGAAGGGCUGACAUUGAGGGGACCAAGGUUCUAGCUGGUGCCUGUUGGGGGGGGGGUGUUGAUAGACUGCUGCAAAAUCAGAUUUUGUUUAGAUAGAGUUGAAUUUCCUGUUGUAAGUAUUAUAAGACUUUCCCAAGCUGUCAUCUCUGAACCGAUUCUAUUUAAGAUACCGGAAAGAGUGCAAACAAAGCCCCCAAAUUUGAAGAUGCUUGAGAUGUUAAAUAUCCCAAAUAAUCACAGCCGUAUGUCAUUGUGAAUUUAGGCAAACAGUGAAUUUGUCUCCUGUCUUCAGGAGCAGCUUUGACUUUGGACUGUGCUUUGACUUGGCCAUCUUAGAAGUCCUCAGAACAAGGAGAGGGGAACAGCUCUGCCCUGUGGGUUGUUCUUAGCUGGGCGGGCCUUCCUCUUUGCUGUCACUUUCUUUGUCAUAUGUAUGGGAGGUGGCAGAUGCUCUGGGACGCUUGGAUGGAGCGUCACUGUCGGAAGACCCAGAGGCUGUGCCUCCACCCUGCCUUUCUCUACAGUACCUCCCAGACUCCAUGCUUGAUGCCUGAAGCUGUACUCAGUACCUAGGUAACCAAGCAAAUCCCAAGUUUCGUUUGGUUCUUCUCUGUUGCCCUUUCUCUCAAACACGGAAUUCAGGAUAGCAGUUUUUUUCUUCAUAUUAACAGUUGAGACUUUUUAAAAAAUAAAAUGGAAAAACUAUUGGAGACGCCUCAUCUCCUUGGGCAAGGCCCUGGCUGAUUUUACUCUACCAUAAUCCUCCCUUUAAAGAGCUCAGAUGGUUGAGGUGAAUCAGCUUCAGGAACAAGGCCCUGAGGGACCCUGAGAGCAAGGGUGUUCCAUGUGUUCAGAGCCUUCUGCCAAGGUACACUUCCUUGGGAUUACGACUUGGUAAGACUGAGAGCAUCUGCUACAACUCUAGCAUUUUUUUUUUUUUUUUUUGCUUAAAAGCUCAAGGCUAAGGUAAAUGGAGAGGCACUUGGGACUAGAGUUUACCCUUGUACUAGGCUGGGAGGUUGUAAGCCUCUUAGACUUAUAAAUGGCCAAAAUACCAGGAUGUAGGUUCAGUAUUUAACUGCAGACUGGGGGUGAGAUGGGUGUUAACUUUUAUUUUGAUUACCUUCUAGUCUUUAAACUCUUGGUCUGAGGCCAGGUCCACACCUUGCCUUUGUGCCUGCCCUGCCAAGAUUUCAGUGUGGUAAGCUGGUAGAAUGGAACCAGUCACCAAUUGUGUCCUGUCUGGGCUGGGUCCAUAUAGGAGCAGCUUAGCUUUGAGGCCCAGAGAACCUUUAUUCCUUUUUCUCCUUGAAGGAGGAAAUUCAACUGGGGAAAACAGCAUCUUCUGCAGCACGGGAAGAAGAAAAUAAAAAUCUCCUUUCCAACA